Pseudomyrmex gracilis is the source of this 6043-nucleotide messenger RNA. RefSeq names its product GTPase-activating protein and VPS9 domain-containing protein 1 (gene Gapvd1). The transcript is spliced from 16 exons. The record is from RefSeq and is a predicted model, not a curated record. Gene Ontology annotation, molecular function: guanyl-nucleotide exchange factor activity; small GTPase binding. Lineage: Eukaryota; Metazoa; Arthropoda; Insecta; Hymenoptera; Formicidae. Bases 886 to 5490 code for a protein of 1534 amino acids. Gene Ontology annotation, biological process: regulation of GTPase activity; vesicle-mediated transport. Gene Ontology annotation, cellular component: endocytic vesicle; cytosol.
GUUUAUAUAGUCAAAGUAAUACAUAUAUAUACACGCUGCGCAAGUAUAAGAACAUACAGCGGAUAAAAGAGAAAACAUCGUCCUGGCCCUGUUAUAUAGAGACACACGCACACACACGCGCUCAAUUACGGACGAAAAUAGCCGACUGUAAAACCGAUCGACUCUCAUGAUCUUGUGCGUCUGCUGUGUAUGUAUAUAUACGAGUGUGACAUCUGCAGCCAUUUCUCGAGAAAAAAUCUAACCUCUGCAACAGGAAGUGAUCAUGUGUCAUUGGGGGUGUUAUUCUGGAUAUUGUUUGUCGAAUAAAAGAAAGAUAAACCGUACAGUCAUUGUUGUCAAUGCGUAAAGUGUUGGAGCAAUCGGUGCUUCGUUGCGUUGUUCGACUCGCGAGCUCGGAGUGUGACAAAGGAGAGCGACGACAGUCGAAUGCGAAUCUCGGACGUCAUUCUUCUCGACGUAUAAAAUUCGUAACGCAAUAAUAACGCGAAUCGAGCCUAAUUUACUGGUGAUAAUCAGUAACAGCGCGCGUACGUGCGCACUUGCAUUUCGUUUGAAAUUAAUUAAACCAGAUAAUUUUGAAACAGCAAACCUCAUUUAACCGUGACGUUCCUACGAUUGUCGCGAAAACUUCUGUGUGCUCACUUGCUAAUGAAUUAUGCAAUAAUGUUGAGAUUGAGCGUCUGAAACGUCGUUCUGCCUAAGUUGAAAUCCACUCGCACGGCGAGUGGGCGAUAAAACAACAACAAUAUGUUCCCGUGUGCGAGUCUCUGAAUUCGAGAAAUAAAACAUACGCUCGACGGUUUACUGAAGCUACUUUCGAAGUACGUCUCUACAUGUUCUUGUUCAAGAUAACUGACAAGAUUGUACGCAAGGAUACAUCCAACAAUGUCAUCGAUUAACAGCAUUGAUUCUCACAAAACAUUACAGUGGGAUAUAAUGGAAUUAGCUCGUCAUUUACGACAAGAGAGAUUGUUUGUGAAUUCUGAACAGCAAAACUUACAAACUCUUAAUGAACGGGUUUUGUACAUGUCCUCACAAUUAGCACAACAAGCCUGGGUAACUGCUCAAGAAAGAGUCAAUUUAAAUCGUUUGAUACUAGCAAGACCAGACUGCACUCCGGCAUCGUGUUGCCUAAGAGCAAAUGCCUUGGAAAAUUCACAUUUUAUUGAUGCAUACAAAUAUUUGCGUUAUCAAGCAUGUUUGUCUUAUGGAGAAUUCUUAGGUGCACUGCGAAAAUCACCCAAACUGCUUGCUCUAUGUUUAAUGGAAGGAGACAAAAUCAUUCCAGACUCAAUGCAAACAAUUAUACAAUGCUUGGCUGCUGGAUUAUACGGCAGUUGUAUUUUACCAGAGGACAAAAGUUUGGUUCUCCAGUUGUUGAGGCAUCUUAUGUUGCUGCAAAUAAUCCCAUCUGAUAAUCCACGACGAUUGCUCAGACACGGCACGUGUGCGUUUUCCAGAUUGUACGCGAUCUUUCACGAAAGUUUGUUCUCUGCAAAGCUUUUCUUAACGGCAGCUUUGCACAAUCCUAUUGUGCAAUUGCUCAUGGAGGAUGAGAUGUUUCUGGACAUCGAUCCGGAGAAGGCACCGAUCAGAUUUGAACCUGCUGAGAGAUUGAAGAAAUUUGGAAAAGAAGGCACUCCUGAGUAUCAAGCGAAGCUGCAACGUUACAGACUGUGGACAGUGAACUCCUUGCAUCGUAUUACACAAAGAUUUAUUCUUAAUAUUCGCGAAACAAUGCACUGUUUUCCUACAAGUAUCAGCUGGCUUGUGAGGAAAAUGGCUGGACUUUUGAGCAAGAACGGAAACGUCGAUCCAAAAGAAGUGCACGCUAUAUGCACCGAUCUUGUAUUCACAUACUUUAUUUGUCCAGCCAUAGUUAAUCCUGAACCGUACGGUAUUACCGACGCGCCGAUAAGUUAUAUCGCAAGGUUUAAUCUGAUGCAAGUCGGACAGAUUUUGCAGAUGCUUUCGCUGCAGAAAUAUCAAAGUAUCGAUAACAAAGUCGUCGAUCUGUACAAGAGAUUUGAGAAAGAUUCAGUGUCUUCCAUAAUAGAUUCGAUGUUAGAUGGUGCGACGGAGGAAUUAGAGGAGGAGGAACCAACAGUUAUUGACAAUAAUAAACUUCAAGGCCUGUCACGAUCCGCAACGUUGUUUACGGAAAGUGAAUUAAAUGCGUUAAUUAUGUUUUUGAAUACGAUUGUUAGUAAUAACAAUGAGGAAGCAAUAUCGCAUAAUAUGUUCGAUAAAAAACAAUUAGAAGAGAUGCUGUCACAACUGCCUUCGGGCUCGCUGCAUAAUAACAAAUUGAGUAACGAAUUCUUGGGAACACCUACCAAACGAGGUGUUACCGCAGGAAAAGGUAAGGGACGUGGCAUAAGAAUGAGUACGUCAUUUUCGCCAAAUGUAACAAAUGAAAGUGGAGAGGAAGUUAAUGGCACUUGUGGUCCCGAAGAAGAGACGUCUGAUAAGAAUUCGCAAGAAGUACUAGUCAUACCGUUUGGUCCGACAAUUGGAGAAUCUGUAGGACUGCUCAGCGAACAGAAAGUUUUACGCAUGGAAUUCGAAAAUGGCAUGGAGAAUGGAUCUGUUACAUUGAAUCUCCCCGAUGAUGCAUCCACUGAACAUACCAGGCAAGAGGGUAGUAAUUUAGAACGCAAUAUUGAAACGCAAGAAAAGAGAACUCGAUUCUCACUGUCGCAUGACGAAGUAUUGUUCGAAGGCUCGAUUGGUAAUACAUCCGAUAAUUUGGAAGCUGUAUCAGAAGCUGCUUCAAAUCACAGUGUCGCUUCUUCUCUGGAGUUAGAGACAGAGGAUCAGAAUGAUAAUCUCUCAGACAUGGUAUCUGCUAAUGUGUCGGGAAGAGGAACUCCCAAUAUAUCAGGUCGAGACACGCCGUCAUCUCAAAUUACCGAAGGAGAUGAUGGACGUGCCGGGGGAGAAGUGAGACAAUUGGACUUGCCACCACCUACUAUUCCAACUAAACAAAGUCGAUCUGAAAUUGACGACAAGUUUUGCAAAUUUGAAAUUAAAAAACUUAUUGAAGGAGACGAAACUGUGUCUAUGGUAUCUGAUACUUGGUCUACCGAUGUGUUGGCUUCAGACAGCGAAAUAGUCGAACAGCAAGAUCGAGUAUCACUCCCUGUUCCUCCUGAAGCUGCACCUGUUCUACCUACCGAGUCUGCUCCAAAUAUGUUGGAUAUUAGUGAAACCGCGUCUGAGGCUUGGAGCACAGACGUAUUGGCUAGCGACUCGGAAAGAUUGACUGAAGUAGAUACUGACGAUACUGCUAGUGUCGCCAGAUCUGACGAUACAGCCAGGUCUGAGAUUGAAGUAGAAAGUCGCGCUGAUUCCGAAGGAAACGAAGAAACACUUCAGUCAGCCACUCCAUUGAUUGCAGGUCCGGAUAGUUCGAACGUCAGUUUUUCAUCGGGAAUUCGAGAGGAUUCCAGCGUUGGAUGUUCAGCGGCAAUCCCAACAUCACCGACGACAUCUCCGUCACCCUCAUCAUCUAACGCGACAGAAGUCGGAGGUGGAACUAAACCCGAUUAUAGACGCGGCACAAUGGAAUAUGUAGAUAAAAAUGCUAACAACAUAAACACUACGGAUUACGGGAAACCGUUGCGGGAAGUUAGGCUGGCCCACUUGAUAGACAAGUUUCAAAUUGAUAACGUUAAGCAAACCGAACGUCAACCACCCGCGCAUAAUCACAUCGUUGCGGCUGCAGUUGCGCCGGCGUUGCUCUUAGCCAACCAUAUUUCUGCGCCUGUUUUACCGGAUAAAUCCAAGAACAUUGACGGAAAGACAGAGGUAUUGGACGGCUGUAUGGCGUCAGUUGGCGAUACCGUAGGCCGCUUAAGUACGGCCAGCUUAACAUCCAGCAGUAGUUCCGGAUCGGAACCGCGAACUAAAAGUAACACGUCAGCGUCGGAUUUGCCGACACCGACAAUUAAUGGCAAUUGCGACGCGGUGGAUGGGUCGAGUUCUAACUUUUCCAAACCAAAUGUGUCAACGGGAGCUAUUCCAAAGAGCAUAAGUUUCGACAUGACGGCCGAGCGUGGCGAUAAGGAACUGCUGGACGACGAUCAAAAGAAUAAGCGGGGAUUUUUCGGUAAACUUAAACUAUCGCUGAGAAAUCGUAGAGGCAAAUCACUCCGCGGGACAGACGACAGAUGCUACGAUCGAGAAGCUGGUGGCGACGGAGUCGAUAUAUGCAGGCAUAGACUUCGUAGGAUUAUGUCGGAAGACGUAUCGUCAUCUAGUAAUGUCGCGAGCGACUCUACUGAUGACAUAUUAGCAAAAUACAGGAGAAAACCAAGUGCAGCUAGUGAUACAGCUUCUGUCGAGAGCAAUCUAUCCCGCACGAAAGAGGUGGAGGAUGAGAGACUCUCAAUCGACCAGAAUAACGUGGAACUGUCUUAUGCUUUCGCGGAUGCCAAGAGAAAAUUACGUAUGGUACUUAGUACUGCUGAUCUUCAACACAUUCCAUGGAAUACCUCUGAGAGGCAUUGUUGGUCACAGAAAGAGAACGAGCUGGUCGCGUUUUUACAAUUACAAUUGGCAGAAGCUAUAAACUUGCAAGACAGAGCAUUGAUAGCUCAUCUUCAUGAAACUUUGCGCUGCGUUCAACUGUUCAAUGAUGACGGAUGUAGAAAACUUUUCAAGUCCCUACGUGAAGACUAUCAAAAGCGAUCUCCUUAUAUUGCAUACUUAAUCAGAUGUCGCCAGGGACUUUUGUCGACAUUAGCUCACUUGGAUAGGCUUUGUGAGCGAGUUAAGUGCGAUCGAGAUGCCAUCAACAAUCAUCUUGUGUCCGUUUGUGUAAAAGUAUUUUUGGAAAAAAGAGAGUCUUUCCUCUUGCGUUUCUGUGAUGAAUUUAAAAAGCUCACUCUGGCCGACGAGAAGCAAGAUCUUGUAAACAGCUUUCUGGGAAAAGUCCAUGCUGAAAUGGACAACGAUCCAAUCUGGCAAUCGGCGAGCGCUAAUCAGUUAGAUCUGGCGAGAGUCGUGGUGGAGAGGACUGUUAUGGCGCGGGUGUAUCAUAACGCACUCUAUCCGAACGGCGACGGUGACGUAAAUCGGGACCAACUCUUUCACGAUCACAUCAAAAAGUUGGCGAAAGUCGUAACCCCGAAUCAUAAAGACCUACGCAUUCCGAAGGUCUAUCAUUACGAGUGCCCAUGGCCGUGGGCGCAGGCUGAAUUGGCUGUGAUAUCGGCGUAUAAGACUCCUAGGGAUAAGCUACAGUGUGUAUUCCGUUGCGCUACCACUAUCUUGAAUCUUCUCUCUAUGGCUUCAGAGAGAGGAAUACCUGCUGCUGACGACUUGAUUCCGGUGCUAGUCUACGUUAUAAUCAAGACUAAUCCACCAUCAUUGCUGUCAACUGUUCAAUAUGUAGAUAGCUUUUAUGGGAAUCGAUUGGAGGGCGAGGAACAAUAUUGGUGGACUCAAUUCUGCUCCGCAAUUGAGUUUAUCAAGACAAUGGAUUAACAGUUUCUCAGAAGUAUUACGACAAAUAAGAUAUAAAGUAAGAGAUAAUUAGAUGUGGUGAUAAUAAUAAUAAUAAUAAUAAUAUAAUAAUAAUAAUAAUAAUAAUAAUAAUAAUAAUAAUAAUAAUAAUGUAGAAAAGUUGUAUUAUAAUCACAAUUUCGUGAUUUCAUAAGAGAAGAGAAAGACCAAUUAUCUUGUGUAAAUCUAGCUGAAUAUUAGUAGUAGUUUUAUGCUCUUCUUUAUAACUUGAGUAAAAAUUCUUACAUAACAGAGUUUUUAUUAGUUCUUUUGCACGUUAUUACACAGUAACAUCAGCAAAGACUGAAUAUCAGAUUGUACGUAAAAAACAAAAACAAAAAAACUAUGGCUUAUAUAUACAUAUGUCUUUAAAUUUGUUACUUUAUUGUACAAUUUUCUCUCGUAGAACAUUGAUGAGAAGACGUGAGAGAAAAAACGUCUAAGAUAUUAUUCUAAUACUUUAUGUGUAAACAAUAUAGAAUUUAUAGAAUUGAUAACCGUUUAGCAGGAUAAUUAUAAGCUGUGUUAUGUAGUA